GUCGCGGUACCACCGACUUCACUGGAGUUGCCCAAGCCGCUUUUCCGUUCAGAAAGCCUUGGGAAGGGAAGAGCUAUUCCGAAAAUCUCGCUUAAGCAUGGAAACCCUUUCGGCAUGUUUCCCUGCCCAGUACUUUAUUCUGAGUACCUGGCUUGUUUGUUCAUCACAUCUUUUAACGCCUAGCAGAGCGGAGGUAACUUGCGCAUCUUGCCCGUGGCCGGCGCAAGUGAAAGCGGUGGAUAUACAGCUGAAUAAACGAUUCGGUCCGGCAACAAUGGGAAAAUCCCAGACAGAGGUUCAGUCGGAAUUUCAAGAGACCACGGUUCUUUUUGAAAACGCUGGAGUACCUGGUGGACAAGUAGCAGGCUAUGUUCCCCGGGAUGUGCUCAAAUUCGAAAGGGAUGUGAACGCAGGUGGCGGAGUGAACUCGAAAGUAUUUUAUAAGAGCGUCUCGAGAUCAAGUUUAACCGCAGAAAUGCAACCCGAUGAAUCUGCAGACGGCAAUGCCAAAUCUGACAAAGUAGCUGCAAAAGAUGCAACGUUACUAAGAACCAAAAGAAGCAAACCGACCCUAACCGAGUUUACCCGCGGGGCACGGAACAUAGAUGCCAGCCGUGGCGAGUCCUCGGAUGAGAGGAAGACCCAUGGUCUGUUAUUGGACGGGCAGAAACUAAGGUCGGAAGUCCGUUGGAACCGCGAUGAUGGGAAAGUGUCGAAUUCGAGACAAGACGAGCCUAAACUGAUCAGCACCACUUUUGCCUUGGCAGGAGACUCUGCUCACAACCACGCCGUGGUCUACUGGACUGGACACAACAGUAGCGUGAUUUUGAUCCUGACCAAGCUUUAUGACUUCCACUUGGGCAGUGUUACUGAGAGCUCCCUAUGGAGAUCAAGAGACUAUGGCACCACCUAUGAGAGACUGAAUGACAAGGUGGGAGUGAAGACUGUCCUGAGCUACCUGUACGUGUGUCCUACAAACAAAAGGAAGAUAAUGGUGCUGACGGACCCGGAGUUCGAAAGCAGCGUCCUCAUAAGCUCUGACGAAGGGGCCAGCUACCAGAAGUACCGCCUAGGUUUCUACGUGCUCAGCCUCCUCUUCCACCCUGAGAAGGAGGAUUGGAUCCUCGCCUACAGCCAUGACCAGAAGCUGUACAGCUCGUUCGACUUUGGACGAAAGUGGCAGCUUGUUCAUGAGCGAGUAACCCCCAACCGCUUUUACUGGUGUGUAAGCGGCCUGGACAAGGAGGCUGAUCUGGUCCACAUUGAGGCGCACACGCCAGAUGGCCACUGUCAGUAUAUGACAUGCCGGGCUCAGGCCUGCUUGGAAUCAGCCAGGACAUUUCCAUUUCCAGGCUACAUUGAGCCCAACUCGCUGGUGGUCCAGGACAACUACAUCGUUGUGCAGGUCACCAUGGCCGGGAGGGCCGCAUACUACGUGUCUUACCAGAGGGAGCCUUUUGUGCUCAUCAAAAUACCUAAAUACUCACUGCCCAAGGAUAUGCACAUUCUGAGCACAGACCAGGGUCAGGUGUUUGCAGCGGUGCAGGAAUGGAACCAGAACGACACCUACAACUUGUACAUCUCUGACCAGCGCGGUGUCUUCUUCACCCUUGCCCUGGAGAAUGUGAAGACCAGCCGGGGUCUUGGGGGCAACAGCAUGAUCGACCUGUAUGAGGUAGCAGGAAUCAAAGGCAUGCUGAUCGCUAACCGGAAGGUGGAGAACCAGGUGAAGACGUACAUCACCUACAACAAGGGGAGGGACUGGAGGAUGCUGCAGGCGCCCUCUAAGGACCUGGAGGGGAAUGACAUUCACUGUGUGCUGCCAUUUUGUUCGCUGCACCUACAACUGCAGAUGUCAGAAAACCCCUACCUGUCUGGGAGCAUAACCACCAAGAGCUCUGUGCCUGGAGUCAUUGUCGCCACAGGAAAUAUUGGCUCCGAGCUCUCCUACAAUAAUGUCGGCAUGUUUGUAUCCUCGGAUGCAGGCAACACCUGGAGACACAUCUUUGAAGAGGAGCACAACGUCUGGUUCCUGGAUGAAGGAGGAGCUUUGCUGGCUGUCGCGCAGCCCGCCGCCCCCGUCAGGCACCUCUGGAUCAGCUUUGAUGAGGGGAGACAGUGGACUCGCCACAGCUUCUCGGCCAUGCCACUGUACGUGGACGGCGUGCUGGUCGAGCCGGGAUCGGAGAGCCAAGUAUUGACAUUUUUCGGACACUUCAGUGACCGCUCAGAGUGGCAGCUGAUCAAAAUUGACUACAAAUCCUUGUUCACCAAACAGUGCACUGAAGGAGACUACCAAACAUGGCACCUGCAUAAUCAGGGUGAGCCAUGCGUCAUGGGCCAGAAGCAGAUCUACAUGAAAAGGCGUCCAGGUAACUACUGCAUGCUGGGAAGGGAGUCCUCCAGGAUCCUGUCAGCUGAGCCGUGUAUCUGCAGGGCCCAUGAUUUUGAGUGCGACUACGGCUACGAGCGGCGCGGCGCUGGAACCUGCCUUGCUGCGUUCUGGUUCAACCCUGCCACUGUGUCUGCGAGCUGCAGCCACGGCCAGAACUACCUCAACAGCACAGGCUACCGGAAAGUGGUGGCAAACAACUGCACCAAAGGGGUGAAGGAGAUGUACUUGGCCCGCAAGCAGGUCUGCCCCGAGCGCCCGCCGCGGGGGCUGCAGCUGGGGACACGUGAGGGCAAACUCACGGCCAACCUGGGCAGCAACGUCACCUUCGUGGUGCAGCUGGAAGAGGGCGACUCGUUGAGGACCAACAUUCAGCUGGACUUCGGUGACGGCACGGCGGUGUCUUACUCCAACCUCAGCUGGACAGAAGACGGCAUCAAGCAUGUGUACCGCAGCGCUGGAAUCUUCCGCGUCUCUGCCCUCGCCGAGAACAGCCUGGGCUACGACAGCACCUCGCUGUACCUGCAUGUCACCUGUCCAGUGGAACACGUUCAGUUGCUGGCCCCAUUUGUGGUCAUUAAGAACAAGGAGGUGAAUUUGACAGCUGUGGUCUGGCCCUCUCACUGUAGAACUCUCACCUACUUCUGGUGGCUGGGCAACAGCACUGAGCCGGUGAUAACCCUGGAGGGCAGCAUCCCACAUGUGUUUUCAGCCGAGGGGAUGAACACGGUCACAGUGCAGGUCUCAUCUGCCAACUCCAUCCUCCAAGACACCAAGACCAUCGCCGUGCAAGAAUUCUUCAAAUCACUGCUUUUAUCUUUCUCUCCGAACCUGGACGAGGCUAACCCUGACAUCCCAGAGUGGAGGCAGGAUGUGGGCAGGGUAAUUAAGAAGGCUCUGCUUCAAAUCGCCGAUGUUCCCACCGAGCAGUUGCUGGUUGCCGUGUUUCCCGGAAUUCCUACAGCCGCCGAGCUCUUCCUGCUUCCCAGCAAGAACCAAUCAGAGGGCAGGAAAAGGAGUGAGGAGGACCUGGAGCAGAUCUCGGAGGUCCUCAUCAUUGCACUGAACCAGAACCUGGUGGAGUUUGAGCUGAAGCCUGGAUCCAGAGUCAUUGUUUACAUUACACAAUUAACUUUAGCUCCACUGGUUGACUCCAUCCCCAGACAUAGUAGUUCGGCCAUGCUGAUGCUCCUCUCUGUGGUGUUCCUGGGCUUAGCUGUCUUCCUCAUCUACAAAUUCAAGAGAAAAAUUCCCUGGAUUAAUAUAUAUGCCGAGGUGAACCACGAGAAAGAGCAGGAGAUGCUGGGGACGGUGGGCCAGAGUGACGCUACGCCCAAAAUCACGCUCAGUGAGUUCUCCACCCCCAAAGAGAUGAUGGAGAAGGAGCUGGACGCGCGCCUCAAACGUGGAAUGAUCAACCCAUGUGAAAGCACAAGAGAGAUCCCCAACUGUACCAGUGUCUGAACGAACCAGCUAAUCCAUACAGCUUGGAAACGGAAUGAUUCGGAAGUGCAAUGUAACGAGGUGUACAGAAGCGACGCCAUUUUGAAGUUCUGUAGGUUUUUUCUUUUUCUUUACUUUUAUUUUUUUGUAACUUCUGAAACAGUCAUUGUUAAUAGUUUUCUAAGGACCUCGUUUAUACACAUUUGCAUGGGUGUCUUGUUUGAUAAGAUCUGUACGGAGAAUCUGAACACAAUUAAUGAGAUGUUUUUUUUUAAUUACGAUGAAAAAUGUGCUUGGCUAUGUGAGACAAUGAGGCGGACAUUCCAAGUGAGUGGUAAAGCUAGACAUUUGAGUGGCCAAGUUGGAAAUUUGAGUGGCAAAGCUAUACAUUUGGCCUUCUGAAAUGUCCCCACAAAUACUGUAAGAUUCAGUAAACUCCAGAAGGUGGUGACGCCCACUUCACAAAAUGUCCACUUCAAACAUGUUUUGUUAUAUGGUCUUGUCAAAGAACCUACAAGCUACAGAAACAAUACAAAUUUCAUAAUUUCUGUGGAAAAGUGUAAUGGUACUAUGUUUUGAAUUUGAGUUCCGGAAUUACACAGAGCCUAUGUCCUGGUGAGUCCUUUUUGGUUCAAAAGGAAAAAGAUACUGUGUUGAAUCCAAGGCCUGUAGUUGUUAGUCUGGGGUGUAGCACCCUGAACUGUCUGUUAGCUGUUCACCAAUCAUAAGCACUUUGAUUCGCUUGCGCUUUUCACUGGGUCACCUUAUUUGCAUAUCAAUUAUAAUCUGAGCCACUGCAAGAGCAAGAAGUGAAGUGAGAUAUGCAAAUUAACAGACACCAGUACGAAUAAAUGUGAUGUUUUGCUGAGUUCUUGAUACCUAACCUUAGAGUCCUCAGUAUUCAAGUUUGUAAUCAGAUAAAUUGUUUAUCUGACGUUUGCUCAAACUACUUCAGCCGAGUGCACAUUUACUGCUGUGUGUUGGAUAAUAAGUAAGAGAGGAUGUGAUUCAGUUUUAUUUCAGAAGUAACACUGACUCUUAUUAUGAUAUGAUUAUAAUGGACACUUCUUGAGGUGUAUUAUGCAUGCCAUAUGAGGUUGUGUUGUGCUUGCACUUUCGAAGACUAGGAAAACAGUGUCCCUGAGGGAAACUUGAUUGGGUUUCAGUUCAGUUACUGCCAAAUUUCAGCCUUACACAAAGUGGUUUAAGUCAGAUAAAAAGGUGUGGACAAACUGUGAAAGAGUCUCAGAAAUUUCCAUUAAAGUCAAAAAGACUUUUCAACUAUCUUUCAGAAGGCUUCUAGCAACUACAUAGGUGAAUGUUUAUCCUACAUUUCACAUUUUGAUGAAGCAGAUUAAUACAUUGUUUUCUUCCUGUCAUAAUAACAUAUAAAGUGGACGCCUUACAAAAGCAAUGCCUUUCUUUUUGUCUAAUGUUUUUGUUUGUUUAGUUUUUUUUGCCAUCAAAACAUUUAGCCACCUGAAAUUUUAUCUUAAUUUAUAAACCUUAAAGUAAUAGUUACUGUAUAAACAAGUAUAAAAGUUAAGAGUAUUUAUAAGAAACUUUUAAUGAGGUAUAUUGUUUGUUGUUGUUUUUUUUUAUCUUUAUGGUGUCUUGUCAGGGAAGAGCUCUGGCCUGGUCGUAGUGUCAGCAGGUCUUACUGUCCUCAUCUCUCUGUAUAUACAGCGAGUAAGCUGUCACUCUCACAAGCUUCUAUUGUAAAUAGUGUGGUAACGGCACAGCUGCAAACCUUAACACGGUACCUUUUAAAUUUAAAAAAAAAAAAAAAAGUGUGUUGAGAAUUACAGCUUUUAUGGAAUCAUAAUUUUGUUUAUUUCCAAGUGGUCCUUGACUUGUGCAUGUAAUUUGCAAGGACACGAUUUACAUUAUGUGUUGUAGAUAAACUAGUGGUGUAAAUAAUUAUUUUUAGGCCUGUUACAAAAGGGAAAUCAUUUUCACAUUCCUAUGCUAGCAUUCAGAUUUUCAGUUUGCUCUUACCACCGAAACUAUACUGACUUCCUUCAUUAAGAUUUAAAUUAGAAUUAAUUUAAAACCUGACUACUUAGUCAAGGUAUGCAUUUCAAAGGUUCUUUCCAGUAAUGGGUCUCAGUUCUCAGCUGCCUCUUUCACACAGAGAUAAAGGCUGUUAUCUGCACUUUAAGGAAGUGACCUUUUUGCUUUCCUCAUAAUGCGUUGGGAUUCGUAAACCUCUUUGGGAAGUGCAGACCCUUUUAUAUGAAUGCAACUGUAAAUAGCAAUAUCCCAACGAGUCAGAAGCAGCAGAAGGUGACUUCCUGUACACUGCAGAAGGAUCUCAUCUUUCACUUAAUUCAUCACACUGCUUCAGUAGAUAUGGCUCCCAGGCCCACUAAAUGCAUCUGAAAUUUUCUGUGUGGAAGAGGUAAUAUUUAAUGUUACUUACAUAAUGUUGUACAAAUAUUUCUCAUCCUCCGUAGUUAAAGACUCCGACAUCCAUCAUUUAUUAUACGCAACAUAGUCAUGGGCCAAAUAUUUCCCCUUAGAAUCUAGCACACGUCUUUAUUCUUCACAUGCAGGCAGUGCUGCACAUCGUAUUGUGUUUGUUAGGUACUUGUUUUAGUUUCUGUCUCAUAAAAACAUGACCCCGGUAACUGGCGAAAUUCCACAUGAAUGUGGAGCUAGAUAGCCCAUCUGAAAUAUUUCCCUUAAUCACUAUAAGAAGCAAAACUGGUCUCAGAUCAGUGAACAAGGACAACUACCACCAACACCCACUUGAUAAUUUCAAUAAAGUAAUUCUAUCCUACCAAGAGGACUUUGUCAGAUUUAUCAGGUCUUGCCCUGUCCGGAAACGGGAAACCCCGGGACAGUAUAUAUUGAUAAACUGUGAUAAGCUGAGUCAUGGCAUAUGAAAUGGUUCCAUGAUGGACGCUGAUCUGAACUGACAUGAAUCGGAUGGUAAAUCUAAUUCUACGGCCACAGCGAAUGCAGCUUUUGCGCCGUGGGCUGUUUGGAAAAUCUGCUGAUUCAAGGUGUCUGGUGUCAAGUCCUGCUGAUCUGGGGCUUAUUUAUAUUAUUCCUUUUUACAGCAAAUGCGCCGCAUAAACAGAUUACAUCCCUUAGCCUGAGUUCUGUUCAAUUACUUCAAACCAUCCGGGCAAAAUGCUUUUGCAGUUAAGGGACUAUUAAAGAAGAGAGGCGGGAAAAAAAAGCCCUCAGCAGAAGCUCUGUUGCUCUUUGUCUGCAUGCACGACGGCGCUAACAGCAGCGGCUGCUGGGUGCAGCGCACGGCGUGGCGGCGAACACAAAGCGGGGCUUUACCGCUAAUCACCUCUUACUCUCGCAGAGAGUCCACCGCGCUGAAGUCAGCCUGCAAUUACU
Electrophorus electricus (electric eel) is the source of this 7192-nucleotide messenger RNA. It is a transcript of the gene sorcs3a, whose product is annotated as sortilin related VPS10 domain containing receptor 3a. The record is from RefSeq and is a predicted model, not a curated record. Gene Ontology annotation, cellular component: membrane. Gene Ontology annotation, molecular function: protein binding. Lineage: Eukaryota; Metazoa; Chordata; Actinopteri; Gymnotiformes; Gymnotidae.